Messenger RNA from Aureobasidium pullulans EXF-150, 434 nucleotides. RefSeq lists its product as uncharacterized. The transcript has a single exon. Lineage: Eukaryota; Fungi; Ascomycota; Dothideomycetes; Dothideales; Saccotheciaceae. The record is from RefSeq and is a predicted model, not a curated record. The coding region runs from base 116 to 340 and encodes 74 amino acids.
UUGACGGUGAUCGACUGUGGUUUUGACCAAUCCCGUCAUGCUAGUAUAGCCUUUCGAAGGCCUCGUGAGCGGAGUCAAGUAUCCGACGAUCGAGCCGGUACUGUCAAAGCAAAGGAUGUAUGAGCUUUACCCAUACUGGAGCGGAUGUACAGCACUUGCAUCGCUCGCCACACGCUGUUUGGCAGCUGAGACCGAACAGGCCACCUCUAGCCAGGAGAAUUCCGGAGAAGGCAGCCGGUCGCAAGGCGAGAGGUCUUCUGCGCGAUGUCCAAGAUUGAGUUCCACACAGCUGCGUUCUUCGCCUCCUGUUUCUUCCUCCCGCCCUCAUUCGAAUGGUUGAGAUGUGAUCCUACAGCACUCUCGCAGGUAGAAUGAGAGAAGAGAAAUCAGUCUUCUAGAAAGCAAAAGUAAAGAAGUCCAAGAGGGGCGAUCCG